AGAUUGCACAGCGGAGAAGCUUCCCCAAGAGGAGGCUCCAGCCAAGAAGCUCCGUCUGACCAAACCAACUCCGUGGAGGCAGAGAGUGUGGAAGGGGUGGUACGCAUACUGCUGGAACACUACUACAAGCACCUGUCAGACACAUAUUUCAGCGUGAGGAAUAAAUGCCUGCAACUCCUGAGUUGCCUGGGCGAUGUGGACACGCCCCUAAAUAAAGACGGACAGGUAUUGGUUCCAGCUAUGAUUGGGGGCGGUGCUUCAGGGGUGUCUGGCGGAGUGUGUGUGAGAGAUGCACAGAGCGUCAUCAGUGACUACUUUUCCAACCAGGACCCAAGGGUGCGCACAGCGGCCAUCAAAGCCAUGCAAGUCCGCCUGGUCGACGACUCGUUUGGGAAGAUCAGUCACGUGGUCUCUGAUGGAUCCUGGGUAGUCAGGGUGCAGGCCGCCAAAACACUGAGUAACAUGUUGCAAGUCAGUCCUCAAUUCCUUGAGCAGACUCUGGACAAGAAACUGAUGUCAGACCUCAGGAGGAAAUGUACUGCUCAUGAGCGGGCCAAGGAGCUCUAUGCGUCUGGUGAGUUCUCCUCGGGGAGGAAAUGGGCUGAUGAUGCUCCCAAGGAGAAGGUGGACACCUCCGCUGUCAACCUGAUCGCCUCCGGGGCCUGCGGAGCCUUUGUACACGGACUGGAGGACGAAAUGUACGAGGUGCGUAUUGCUGCUGUGGAUGCCUUCUCUGCUCUCGCCCAAUCAUCUGCCAGCUUUGCUGAGAUGUGCCUGGACUUCCUGGUUGACAUGUUUAACGAUGAGAUUGAGGCGGUCAGGCUGCAGUCCAUCCACAUCCUCAGACAGAUCUCUAUUAACACCCUUAGAGAAGACCAGCUCGAUACUGUACUAGCUGUACUAGAGGACUCGUCUCGUGACAUCAGAGAGGCGCUACAUGAGUUGCUGUGUUUCACCAAUGUGUCGACUAAAGAGUGUAUACAACUGGCUCUGCUGGAGCUGCUGAAAAAUCUCACCAAGUACCCCACUGACCGCAACUCUGUCUGGAAGUGUCUAAAGUUUCUAGGUUGUCGUCAUCCUACCCUGGUAUUACCGCUGGUUCCAGAGCUGCUCAGUACUCACCCUUACUUCCACACCCCUGAACCAGACAUGGACGGCCCUGCCUAUAUUGCAGUGUUGGUGCUGGUGUUCAACGCAGCUCAGUCUUGUCCCACCAUGACAGCUCUGUUCUCAGACCACACCUUUAGACAUUACACCUACCUACGGGACAGCCUCUCUCACCUAGUACCUCCUCUCAGGUUACCAGGGAGGAAGCAGGCCCCAGGUGGGAGUGGUAUAGAAGGUUCCAGGAGUGUGGAGUCUGCUCAGCUGUUCCUCCAACAGAGUCUGAGCAGAGUUAGCACCAUACAAAACCUACAGGACCCCGGGGCUCAGGACCUGCUAAACUUUACUAUCAGAGAUCUACAGAGACUGGGGGAGCUACAGACAGAGCUGGCAGGGGCUGCUGACUUUUUGCCACCUACCUCCGCUGCCAACUACUGCUCACCAAGGUGUCUCUCUGGAUGCUGAAGGAGACGUAUAAACUGGUGUUCCUUAUAUAAUGGUCUGGAGAACAGACAGGUGGCCACCAUACACCAUGUCAGACUACAGGCUAAGGCCUUACAGCGAGUUCUGACUGCCCGUACUAGGCGAGGAGUUGAACCUCUCAUCAAUGUCUGUGAGAAGUUCCUUCAGGAGGUGGAAUCCUUUCAGAGGCUGUUUGUGGUGGAGCUGCCCCACCUCCAGGAAUGUUUUGUGGGGAAGCUGUUGGGUGUCCAGCGUGCAUCAGCGACCAUCAUUUGAGCCGACAGGAGAGUCUGACAACCCGCUGUGUUUCACCUCUGGCCUGGUGGUGGCGCUAGACAUCGACGCUACACUGGAGCACGUACAAGACCCCCACAACACAAAG
Molecule: messenger RNA, 1948 nt
Organism: Oncorhynchus tshawytscha (Chinook salmon)
Lineage: Eukaryota; Metazoa; Chordata; Actinopteri; Salmoniformes; Salmonidae
Product: integrator complex subunit 4
Exons: 18
Coding region: 241-1569 (442 amino acids)
Biological process (GO): snRNA processing
Cellular component (GO): integrator complex
Source: RefSeq, a predicted model, not a curated record